Molecule: messenger RNA, 647 nt
Organism: Thlaspi arvense
Lineage: Eukaryota; Viridiplantae; Streptophyta; Magnoliopsida; Brassicales; Brassicaceae
Source: the annotation of a GenBank genome assembly
GGUAUGGCCAAAUCCAUAUAUAACAAUUGGGACUUAUAUGGGCCGCUAACCCAAUAGGCAAGAAAGCAAAGCGGGUCCGAUUUAUCUACCCUUGAAAUUGAUUGUACCCUUUGGGGUUUUUAGGGUUUCAGUCGCUGAGAAAAUUUGAUUCCUCUUCUUCACCUUCAUCAAGCAGAGACGCUCUCUAAAGUCAUGGAUCCAUCCCUCCCUGAAAACCAGGAAUUAAUUCAAUUCAUCACCCAAGAGAAAGAAAGAGCAAUGGUGAACGAAGUGGUGGCGAAGCUUACGAGCUCGUGCUGGGACAAGUGCAUCACAGACAAACCAGGAAGCAAAUUCAGCUCGAGCGAGACUUCUUGUCUCAGUAACUGUGCGGCUCGCUACAUGGAUAUGAGUAUGCUCAUCAUGAAACGCUUUCAAUCACAGUGAUUGAAUCGAAUUGGGAUCAUUUACUUUUUUCUUUCUCUUGAAAGACCCUGCAAGAAUUGUUCUAUGAUAAGUUGUUGUAUGAUUCUUUAUGGUUUGUGAUUGAGAUUGUUCUUGAUGGGCUAAUGCUAUAUUUAAGAGACAAUUGUGGAAUUAGAUUUGAUGGUGCUUGUAAGGAGUGGUUGCAACUUGCUUAGUCACACUAACAUUGUGGUGAAAUGGCA